This is a messenger RNA of Monopterus albus (swamp eel), 7760 nucleotides long. It is a transcript of the gene knl1, whose product is annotated as kinetochore scaffold 1. Bases 169 to 6972 code for a protein of 2267 amino acids. The record is from RefSeq and is a predicted model, not a curated record. Gene Ontology annotation, cellular component: nucleus. Lineage: Eukaryota; Metazoa; Chordata; Actinopteri; Synbranchiformes; Synbranchidae. Gene Ontology annotation, biological process: cell division; attachment of spindle microtubules to kinetochore; protein localization to kinetochore. The transcript has 34 exons.
ACCCAAGACGUUAGCAUAGAGGCUCGUUGACGUUAGAUUCAUUUCGCAGGUUCGCACAUCGACCCAGCUAAAAUAAAUGACAUGAAAACGGUUUUAAGUUAGUUAACAGGUGACAAGGCCGUUCUCGUCUGUUGUGAAGAGUUAUUGCACAACAAUUCCAAGUUAAAGAUGGAGCCCCAGGAACCUGCAAGGAAUGAUGACGGAAGUGGAUUCUCCAAGCGGCGCAUCUCUUCAAUUUUAAAAGCACCAAGGAAAUCAGUUGUAGAGCAACAGGAAAAUAAGGUGGAAUACCCCAAACCUGUGGAAAAAAGGAGUUCAAGAAGAGUCAGUUUUGCUCCUGCCAAUGAUGUUCUUCUGUUUUCAGAGGAUGUGAAAAAUGCCUCUCCUGCCCGAAGUCCUUUAGAAGAGUUAAUAGCAGCAUCAGCGACAACCUCACAAAACAGUUUCCAGAUGGCAGUCGCUGGUGGGAGUCAACAGAUCUUUGGAAUGGAAACCCUUUUGAAUGCUCCUCUAUAUGCUUCUCAACAAAGGGAAAAGGUCAACUUCAAUAUUGGGGAAGACUGUGGGGAGAAAACUGUGAUGUUUUCUGCUGAUGAUGUAUUCCUGGACCUGACCCACAGUCACACUAUAAACAUCGCCACUGAUGCAGAAUUACUUGCAGAUAUUCCCCACCAAAACGAUGAUGUUUUACCCACUGAUGGAGAGAAACUGAUGUUCACUGCAGAUAACAGAUCCAUGGAUGUGACUCGAAGUCAUACUGUGAACAUGACAAGUGGGUCAGUAUUAUUGCCCACUGGCAGAAAAAUGGACAUAAGUGUUGAAAAGAAAAAUGUGUCCUCAUUACUGCCUUGUUUGGAUCCUGAAUUUGCAAACUUUAUUGCAAGUCUCUCUAAACCAUGUGACCCCAGCAUUAAUCUUAUGGUCACAAAGGUGACACCUGCAUGCUCUGAGGAAACAAACAGCUCCCUGGCCCCGGUUAAAACAAAGAGGCCUGAUGUGGACAAAGAAAAUCAGGUUCCAACUUUUAUAAUGAGGAAGUCACUAAAUAGAUCCAGGAAGACUGGAGACUCAUCUUAUGGAAGUGCACUCUGCUCUGAUGAUGGCGUGAGCAAAGAUGUGACUGAAGCUCAGACAGGCCACAUUCUGGGAUCCACUGAUGAUGAUGAUUAUGAUGAUGAUGAUCCUUUUCAGUGUCUCUUUCCCACACAAGAAAUGUACUCCCAAUAUGGCAAAAGAGUAUCACAGACAGCAGAGAUGUUGAAGGCCAAACAGCAACAGUGCAGUAAAACCCUGGUGUCAUCUGACCACAAAGGAGCAACUACUGAGAAUAGGGCCCCAAAGCUGAUCACUGAAGAUGGUUGUCGACAAAUGACUGAUACAACAUACCUGAAGAAUCCUGUACAUGCAUCUCAAAGACACAAGGACAACUUUGAUGAAUGCAGUGAGAGAACAGUCAUGUUCACAGCAGAUAAUGAGUUUAUGGACCAGACUCGGAGUCACACUGUAACCAUUGCCAGUGGGAUAUUAUCUCCUCAGCCCAUAUCAGCAGAUGGCUUGGAUCCAGAAUUUAAAAACUUCUUUGCAAGUCUGUCUAAUCCAUGUGACUGUAGUGGUAAUCCCAUGAUUUCCAAAAUGGGACCCACUACUUCAGGAUCCUCUAAAGAUAGCACAAACAUGAUCAGCUCCUUGUGCCAGCUUAAAACAGCACAGGCUGACAAGAAUAAAGAAAAUCAGCUGGUCAAUGAGUGUCUGAAGAAAGCAGAGAUGAUUUCAGGACAGAAGAACAGUGAACCACUCAGGUCAUCUAAUCAUAAAGGUACAGAAACCUCAUUGAAACCAUCUUUAAAGACAAAGAUGCAAAGACAUCAGGCCAAGUUUGACACCGCAAAUGACUACAGACAGAAAACAGAUGAUGCUUGUAUGAAUGUGACACAAAGUUACACUGCAAACAUUGCCGCUGAUUUUGGACUACAAGCGCACCACAAUGUGGACCUUUUAUCCACAUGUGGGGAGACAACAGUGAUGUUCACUGCAGAUGCUACAGACAUGGAUAUGACCCAGUGCCUCACUGUAAAUAUUGCCAGUAAUUUAGUAUCAGAUUCAGUUGUUCCUGUGAAGAAACAGGAAGGUCUGCCUAGAAACAGAUCUUCAUCAGCACACAGUUUGAAUCCAGGAUUCAGUAACUUCCUUACAAGUCUGUCGAACCUAAGUGACCCCAGUGUUGAUUCUGUGAUCACAAGAGUGACACCUCCAACUGUGCCAUCCUCUAACACUGGAGACUCUUCUAAUGGAAGUGCAAAGUACCCUGAAGGUGAUGUAAGAAUAGAUAUGACUGAACCUCAGACAGGUCGGAUUUUAGGAAUGACAGGUACAGAUGAUCCUCUUCAGUGUCAUUUUCCCAUGAAAGACAAGUACCCACAAAGUAAUAAUUUGGAAAGAGCAGAGAUGACUUCUCAACAGCUUAGCUGGGAAGCAUUGGGCUCAUCAAACCGGGAAGGUAAGGAAAUACCAAACCAAAGUCACUCUGUUAACACUGGUGCUGUUUUCAAACCCCAGUCACGCCAAAAUGUGGACUUAUUGCCUACAUGUGGAGAGAAAACUGUGAGGUUCUUUGCAAAUGAUGAAGCUAUGGAUAUAACACAAAGUCACACUGUCAGCAUUGCCACUGCUUGUGAACCGCAGUUACAGCAAAAUCUAGAUGUACCUACAUGCAGCGAGAGAACAGUGAGAUUCUCUACAAAUUAUGCAAUUAUGGAUAUGACACAAAGUCAUACUGUCAACAUUGCAGCUGGUUUUAAGCCCCAGUCAUGCCAAAAUCUAGACUUACCUACGUGCAGAGAGAAAACGUUGAAGUUCUCUACAAAUGAUGCAACCAUGGAUAUAACGCAAAGUCACACUGUCAACAUUGCCACUGCUUUUGAUCCACAGUCACAGCAAAAUCUAGACUUACCUACGUGCAGAGAGAAAACGUUGAAGUUCUCUACAAAUGAUGCAACCAUGGAUAUAACGCAAAGUCACACUGUCAACAUUGCCACUGCUUUUGAUCCACAGUCACAGCAAAAUCUAGACUUACCUACGUGCAGAGAGAAAACGUUGAAGUUCUCUACAAAUGAUGCAACCAUGGAUAUAACGCAAAGUCACACUGUCAACAUUGCCACUGCUUUUGAUCCACAGUCGCAGCAAAAUCUAGACGUACCUACAUGCAGAGAGAAAACGUUGAAGUUCUCUACAAAUGAUGCAACCAUGGAUAUAACGCAAAGUCACACUGUCAACAUUGCCACUGCUUUUGAUCCACAGUCGCAGCAAAAUCUAGACGUACCUACAUGCAGAGAGAAAACGUUGAAGUUCUCUACAAAUGAUGCAACCAUGGAUAUAACGCAAAGUCACACUGUCAACAUUGCCACUGCUUUUGAUCCACAGUCGCAGCAAAAUCUAGACGUACCUACAUGCAGAGAGAAAACGUUGAAGUUCUCUACAAAUGAUGCAACCAUGGAUAUAACGCGAAGUCACACUGUCAACAUUGCUACUGCUUUUGACCCACAGUCACAGCAAAAUCUAGACGUACCUACGUGUGGAGAGAAAAUGGUGAAGUUCUCUACAAAUGAUGCAACCAUGGAUAUAACGCAAAGUCACACUGUCAACAUUGCCACUGCUUUUGAUCCACAGUCACAGCAAAAUCUAGACGUACCUACAUGCGGAGAGAAAAUGGUGAAGUUCUCUACAAAUGAUCCAACCAUGGAUAUAACGCAAAGUCACACCGUCAACAUUGCUACUGCUUUUGAUCCACAGUCACAGCAUAAUCUAGACUUACCUACGUGCGGAGAGAAAACGUUGAAGUUCUCUACAAAUGAUGCAACCAUGGAUAUAACGCGAAGUCACACUGUCAACAUUGCUACUGCUUGUGAACAGCAAUCACAGCGAAAUCUAGACUUAUUUUCUGCCUGCAAAGACAAAACUGUGCUGUUCACUGCUAAUGAUGCAACUAUGGAUGUGACACAAAGUCACACUGUCAAUAUUGCUACUGCUUUUGAACAUCAGUCACACAAAAAUGUGGACUUACCUCCAUGUGGAGAGAAAACAGUAAGGUUCACUGCAAAUGAUGCAGCUAUGGAUAUGACCCAGUGCCUCGCUGUAAAUAUUCCAAGCCAUAUGGUAUCCGAUUCAGUUCCUCCAUGCCAGUAUUUGAACACUGCAACCACCAACAGAAACAUGGAUUUGCCUUUAACUGUGAGAAGAACAGAAAGUGGUCUACAUAGAACUAGAUUUUCUUCAGUACAUGGUUUGAAUUCCGGAUUGAAAAACUCCCUCUCUAAAACAAGUGGCCUUGGGACAAAUCCUGUUAUCACCAAAGCAGUGGCUCUUGCUGAACCAUCUGCUCAAGAAGGUGUUGAGGCAAAUGACUACAUGGAACAGCUUGAAACACAGGGGCCUGAUGUGGAUGGUGAAACCCUAACUCCAGCUGUUAUUCCAUGUACCAUGGACAAUCCACAAAAUCAAAUUAUGACAGACUGUCUAGAGGAUGAUGUCAAUAUGGGUGUGACUAAAGCUCACUUGUACCCUGAAUCUAACCAUAUGAAGAAAACAGAGGCAACUUCACAACAGAGCAGUGAAGCACUGGGAUCAUCCAACCCCGGUGCUGUGGAAACUACAAACCAACCACAUUCUUCUGACUCAGAUGAACCACGGGCCAGGAAAGAACCCGAACUAAGAAAUGAAACCAGUCCACAAAAGAUGGAGGGUUCACCCAGACUGGUUGACCAACAUGAUGACAUUUUACAUUCACCAAAGUCAAGACGAAAGAGUAUAGUCAGUCUCCUGUCAAAAAUAAAGCGUUUGAGCCACGUCAUAAAUACAGCUCCGGAUCCUAUCGUCAUGGACAGCUGCACAGUGCCCUUGCCUCAGUUGGACCAUGACUUGGACCAAAACUCAAGAGACAAAACAAAAUCUUUGUCUGUAGUGGAGCCUGAACUCAAACUAGGUAUGGUGAAUGCUGAAGAUAAAACACAAGCUCAGUGUCUUACAGACAGAGAACAAACUACAGCUACUCCCUUCAACUUCAAGACUAAUCAGCUUAUGUCAAGGCUCUCAAUGGGAGGCUUUAAACCAAAACUCCCCCAAAGAAGCAAACCUGAUGAUCAACAGAAGGUGAAUUAUCUGGGUGAACGUAGAGGGACAAUAAAACCAGGUCAACUGAGUAACUUUGACAGUGAUGUGAGUGAUAUUCAUGAUGAAGAGCUAGGUAGCUAUGAAGAUGUGUCGGAAACACCAGACACAAGUCCUCAGAAAAUUGAAGAUCAUUCCCAGGAGUUCAUCAUGGAUGAGUCUUUAGAGGAAAAUGGUUUUGAAGAGGAUUUCACUAGUGCUGCCCGUGGACAAAAGAGACCUUUGCCAGAAGAUAAAAGUAUUAUGGAGGAUGAGAAGAGGAUGAAGGCAUCCAUUGUGACCACUGACACUACUGAGAUGGAUUUACAGUCUCAUGCUGUGGAGUGUGAUGCUAACAUCAUUACAGGUCCAACCAUGACUACACAUACUGACUGUUCCAGCAUCAGGUGUGAAGCAACAUUUGAGUCAACAUUUAAAAAUAGCCUUUUUGAGUCCCAGCUUGAAGAUUAUGCAACAGAUUUACAAAAGAAGCUUGAUGAUGGCACCAUUACAGUGUCAGAGUUUUUUAAACUCUUCAACAUAGACUUUGUCAUCCACAAUCCUCGACAGAGUGUCCUAUCUGGCAGACUUUUGUCAAACACAGAUCGAACACUGAUGGACUUAUUUAAAGACAAGCACAUCAGCCAUCCUAAACAAAUGGUAUAUGAGGCAGAUGUCCAGAACCUCACAAAAAAGGUGGAGGGGUUGAAGGUGCGAAUGCGAGACCUAGACAGACCUCUGAAGAUGGUUAACCGACCUUUGUGGGAAGAGAUAAGAAAUUCUUCAGAGAAAGAGCUUAAACCUUUUGGUGCAAAACUAAAAGAGAGAAAUAACCUCUUCAGAAAGAUGAGCAAAACUCGGUCACAUGAAAUGAAGGAAGCCUUGUACUCAAAUCUUGUGCAGCCUAACCUGGAGGUACAACAGAAGUUGAGAGGAACAAUUGAGAAAGCAGAAGAGAUGAGGAAAACUCUGGAUGACUGUAUUUGUGAAUUAGAAACAGAGCUUGCUGCGGUUGAAGAAAAAGGCACUGAAGACAAACCAAGUCUGAAAUCACGUCAGGAAGAAUUGAAAAACAUCACUGAAGCUUUGGCUGAUAGCGAAAGACAAAUAUCUGAACUGAAAAUAGAGAAGAAGAAAAAUUCAGAUAAACUCUGCAGGCUGAAAGCUGAGACAAGGAGCAUGGAGAGCCACCUUGAUGUGCUUCAUACGGUGAAUGAAUACAAGUUUGGAGGGAAGAGGGAUAACUGCACAACGUACACUUUCCUCUAUGAGACCAUGCAUCUACAGGUGGUUUAUGAAAACUCCAACGGAAAUGAUGCUGAUAAUGGCCCUGAGCAGAACAUAUCACACAUCACCUUAAAACUUGAACUCGAUGAAGAGAAGUCAAAGUGCCAUGCCCGCCUUGUUCACAAGCUGCUCUCUCAGUACACUGAGGGAGAAUCUGCCUGGGUGGAAAAGUAUCCGACAAGAAGACAUAUUCCACAGCUGCUCCACGAUGUUGGCCUGGUAGUCAGUUGCUGCCGUCUGCUGGGAGAGGAGUUGCGUUUACUGAAAAUGUGGGGAGGUCUAAGACUUGAUAUCCUCGACAUCAGCUGUGUGGACGCUCAAGUGCAAAUUGUCUUCAGCAGCCUCAAGAAAUUGUCCAAGUUUGAGGUGGUCUUCUCUGUCAGUUUGAUCAACCAACUCUAUGUCCUUCAACUUCAGAGCUUUAAAAACAUCAUCGGAAGCACCACGAUGCAACAGAUUGAAGAGAUUGUGGCAUUGUUCACUCCAGGAAGGAACCUCUUGACCAAGAUUGUGAAAAAGAUUCAUGAUAAAUUACUCUGUUGAGACAAGGAAACGUCCUAUAUCAAACUUUGAAUGAGCUUGUUGGUGAAUAACCUUGAUAAAUAUUGAUGUUCAACAUGAAAGACUAUAUUCAUUAAUUGGUUUUUUUAUGCCAAUUUGAAAAAUGUUCAGGUCAGAUUUUGGUUUUUGAUGGUUUGUCACUGUGUCCACAUAAUACAUCCACACCUGUUAACAGUUUGCAUUAUGCAGAAAGUCUUUGUGUUUUGUUAUAAAUAAUUUGGUGUUAGAACAUGGAUAACAUACCACAUAAAAAAAACAAAAGGAUGGUAUCACUAGAAUAGAGCAAAUAAGAUUUGUUCCAACUACAGCCCAUGUGUAGUAUUCUAAUUUAUAGCCAUUCUUUGAUGUGGUACUUUUGACCUUGCCAGUUUUAGAGCAUGUAAGUUAUGCUUGGUUGUGUUAACCACUGUACAUCAUUAUUUGCCUUAAUUUACUUUUUCGUUUAUAAGAUUAACUCCACUCGUCUUUCUUAAGAGAGUGCAGUGAUUUCUGUGCAGUUUCCAGGAUCAGCUCCAGAUGGUGCUCAUGGACUGACCUUACAGUACUUUGUUUUGGCUGUAGAGGACACGAUUUUGUUUCUGUUGAAGGGCACUGUGUCAGAGAUAUGCUUUCAACAAAAUGUUGAAUAUCUCCAUCUGUAAAUAUGUUUCACUUUGUUCAUACUGAAAUCUCAUAAAUACAGUUCACUGUUUCUUUAAUGUUUACUUUUGACAAAGAUUUGUACUUGUUUUUUUAGAGACCUGUAAAUUAAAUGUAUGUUUUCCAUGGAG